AUGGCCAAAGACAAAAAGGGAAAGGGUGAUGACAAAAAGGCCAAACUAGCCGCGAAAAAGGCAAAGCAGGCCAACAAGGCCGAGAAGAAGGCCAAGGCCAAGGCCUCCAAGGUCGAGGGCAGCGACGCCGAGGACGUCGACCUCGACGAGGUCCUCGAGGAAUACAGGAAGCAGCAGGAGCUCUUCCUCAAGGUCACCGAGACGGUCUGCGAUGGGCCCCCCAAGGCCCGCGCCGCCUCGUGCUUCAUCGCGUCGCCCUGUGACCGCAACAACCUGCUGCUCUUUGGUGGCGAGUACUUCAACGGCGCCCUGGCCCAGUUCUUCAACGACCUGCACAUUUACUACGUCGACCGCGACGAGUGGCGCCUCGUCACCUCGCCCAACGCCCCGCUGCCGAGGUCUGGCCACGCCUGGACGCGCGCCGGCAACCCCAACCACAUCUACCUCUUUGGCGGCGAGUUCUCGUCGCCCAAGCAGGGCACCUUUCAUCACUACUCGGACUUUUGGCGCCUCGAGCCCAGCACGAGGGAGUGGACCAAGAUUGAGUGCAAGGGCAAGACGCCGCCGGCCCGGAGCGGCCACCGCAUGACGUACUGGAAGCACUACAUCAUCCUCUUUGGCGGCUUCCAGGACACGUCGAACCAGACCAAGUACCUCGCCGACCUGUGGAUCUUUGACACGCAGAACUUCUCGUGGCACACGCCGACGCUGCCGCCGGCCCAGCUCAAGCCCGACGCCCGCUCCUCCUUCACGCUGCUGCCGCACGAAAAGGGCGCCGUGCUCUACGGCGGCUACUCGCGCGUCAAGGCCACCGUCGCCGCCAACAAGCAGGCCAAGGGCGCCUCGCAGGGCCAGAAGAACGUUCUCCGCCCGCUGAUCCACGACGACUGCUUCUUCCUGCGCAUGGCCCCCGCCCCCGAGGGGAGCCCGCCGACGGCGCCGCCCGUCAUCCGCUGGGAGCGGCGCAAGAAGCCGGCCAACGCCCCUGCGCCCAAGCGCGCCGGCGCCACCAUGACCUACCACAAGGGCCGCGGCAUCCUCUUCGGCGGCGUGCACGACGUCGAGGAGAGCGAGGACGGCAUGGACAGCGAGUUCUUCCGCGAGCUGUUCGCGUGGAACGUCGAGCGCAACCGCUUCUUCCCCAUGGCGCUGCGCAAGCCGCGCCAGCAGCAGGGCAAAAAGGUCGCGGGCGCCGACCAGCGCGGCGCCGGCCGCCGUGCCCGCGCCCAGGACAGGGAGGACGAGCUGUUGAAGCAGCUGGCGGCGCUUGAGACGGGCGCCUCGCUCGAGGACGCCGACGACAUGGACCUCGACCGCAAGGCCGACGAGCCCGAGGCCGACGAGACGCCGUUGCGGAAGAUGCCGGUCAGCAUGGAGCUGCCGCACCCGCGGUUCAACGCGCAAAUGGCCGUGCAGGAUGACGUGCUGUACAUUUACGGCGGCACCUUUGAGCAAAAGGACCGAGAGUUUACGUUUGAUGACUUGUACGCCGUCGACCUCGGCAAGAUGGACGGCUGCAAGGAGAUCUUCAACAGGCCCGCAGAAGACUGGUUUGACUCGGAGGAUGAAGAUGACGAUGAUGACGAAGACGACGAGGAGGACUCGGAGGAAGACGACGAAGACGACGACAUGGCUGAUGACGAGCCGGCCAAGAACAUGCACACGCCCAGCAAGCGCAAGAAGAAGCAGGAAGACGAGGUCUCAGUUGGCGGCUCUGAGACGACGGCGGCCACCUCAGUGCCAGACGACGACGACACGGAGGCCACGGCUUCGGUUGACGACGGCCUUCCUCAUCCCAGGCCCUUCGAAACGAGACGCGAGUUCUUCGUGCGGACGUCCAACGAGUGGCAGGAGGUCCUCAUGACGCAGCUUCGGUGGAAGAACAUUCAGCCCGAGUCGUACCCCAUCAAGGAGCUCAAGGCCAAGGCGUUCGAGCUCAGCGAGGAAAAGUGGUGGGAUUGCCGUGAGGAGAUCAACGCGCUGGAGGAGGAGCAGGAGGCGGCGGGCAUCACCGAGGUCGUGUCGCUGGCCGAGAGGGGCGAUGCUGCUGCGGGCGGCGCCAGGAGGAGGUAG
Messenger RNA from Verticillium dahliae VdLs.17, 2073 nucleotides. RefSeq names its product kelch repeat-containing protein. NCBI's taxonomy places the organism in Eukaryota, Fungi, Ascomycota, Sordariomycetes, Glomerellales, Plectosphaerellaceae. Bases 1 to 2073 code for a protein of 690 amino acids. The record is from RefSeq and is a predicted model, not a curated record. Gene Ontology annotation, molecular function: protein binding. The transcript is spliced from 4 exons.